Molecule: messenger RNA, 2380 nt
Organism: Oncorhynchus kisutch (coho salmon)
Lineage: Eukaryota; Metazoa; Chordata; Actinopteri; Salmoniformes; Salmonidae
Product: DUF4612 domain-containing protein
Exons: 8
Coding region: 438-794 (118 amino acids)
Source: RefSeq, a predicted model, not a curated record
UCAGUGAAGUGGUAAUACGGUUCCCAGCCACACGCUGUAGCGCCAGCUCCCGCCUGACUGUUUGCGUAAAGCUCGGCGAAUCUCAAGUGGACCGUGAAGGAACUGGUUCAGUAAAACUUGUCAGAGUGAUUCGGAUGGACCUGGAGCAGCUGAGUGAAAGAGAGCAACGAGGGGUUGACCUGAGCUCUGCUGUUUGUUGAUCUGUGAGGGCAUGUCUGGGAGAAGGUGAUAACAUGUUCUCCCAAACAGAGGAUCUGUUAUUUGUACAUCGUCCUCCCUCCCCCACAGCCACUUCUUCUUGUGCCCACUACAAUGGAGAGAGAAUGAGAAGAGGUGCUCCAAGCAGAACAUGAGAAUGGAGACGUGCACAAAGAACAAUAACACCACACUCAGAAGAGGUGAGAGUGCAAUGAGAAGAGGAGCCAGAGAGUGAGGCGAUGGGCUGCACCUCUGCUAAGCAGGUGUCGGCCGUGCCCAGCGACGAGGAGGGCCGGGGCAAGGCCUACAGCAACGGAGACCUCUUCACCGACGAGUACAAGAUGAAAGGAGUGGAGGAGGUGAAGUACAUGCGUGGAGAGGAGGACCGGGUGAACGCACGCAACCAGGAGAACCUGGAGAAGACCUCUUUACAGUACAGGGGGAAACCGCACAAAGAAGGCUCUGGAGCCAACGCCAACAGGACAAAUAUCCACACAUCAGAGAGCCAACAGGAGUUCUUCAGGAUGUUGGAUGAGAAGAUUGAGAAGGGACAGGACUACUGUUCAGAGGAAGACGAGGCAGAGGAUGGGACAUAGCAAACAAGGCCUGACUCAACCCCCUACAGAGAGCCUCCCAGAGUGUGUGCGAGUGCAUGUUCGUCUGAAUCAGUGUGUGUAUGUAUGUUCCACUGCCUUUGUAUGUGAUUCUGAAUGUGUCUGUGUGAGCAUGUAGGUUUUUUGUGUGUGAAAGCGAGAUGGAUAGCUAUUCUCAGACUGUUGCCCCCCUCUUGGCUGUCAUCCCAUUGGGCCCCUGAGUGGAUUACUGGAGGGAGAGGCGAACGAGGAGACAUACAGACAGACAUGUGGACUCACUGCCCUGCAGGACUAUGGAGAGACGCACAUGGAGACAGACAUGCAAACCGACAUGUGGACUCACUGCCCUGCAGGACUAAUGGAGGGACCCUCCCCUCUACCCCAACUACCACCCCAGUGAACUGUACUGUGGUCAAAUCAAAUCAAAUCAAAUUGAACUGUACUGUGGUCCCUGGUCCAGCUUUGUGUAUACCACCCAAUGACUACAACAUGGAGAAGGAGGACGAACAGAGGAAGAAUGAGCAUUAUGGGAGUCUGGGAGACACCCUCAUGGUUUCCACCCUCCAUGGCCCUGACUUGUGCUUUGCUUGUGAGGAGCAGAGAUGUGGAUAGAGAAAGAGAGGUGCUGGGGAGGGGGAGGAACUUCCAUAACCCCCAUCAGACAACGGAGGCUCGCUGCUGCAGUGGGCCAGAGGACCUGCGAGAGGGUAGAGGGAGGGGGGGAUAAAGAAAAACCUAGAUAUUUUAAUAAGAGAAAGAAGAGUCAGUGAGUGGCUUAUUUUGAAACUCUGAACUCCUGCCUUUUUGAAGGACUUUUUUAUUAUGUUGAUCCAGUUCAUUAUUUUUAGUUUUUUUAAAUGUUUUUUUGUUUGUUUUGUUUUUGGCUUCUAUCCUAGUGCAUCACCUCCUGCAGCCUAUAGCUCUAUAGGUCAGAGUUCCUGUGUCACUACACAACCUGUCCUCUUAAAUAUACCCUCAACGCUAAUAUACCAGACCCUGGCUAUGUGAAACACACUCAACUUCAUAUGCAUAGAUGCAGACACAGAAGUGCACACUCGUACAUACAGACACACGCUCAUACAGACAGACCAAUGCAGAUAGACUCGUGUGUGUGUGUGUGUGUGUGUGUGUGUGUGUGUGUGUGUGUAUACACACACACACAUAUAUGCCAUUGUAUUCCUGUCAUUCUUUAGCCACGUGUUAUGUUAAUAGGCUGUGAUGUUUUGGGUGAAUGUUGGAAGCAGCAGCUAUGGGUUUCUGCUGCUGGACUUAUUCAUGUGCACUUGUAGUGUUUAUUACUCUCUCCUCUGCAUUGGUAGCCCAGCCUCCACUUCUCUUCAACUCAGCAGUAUUGACACUUACUGGCAGCGUGGAGUCACCCUCUAUUGACACACACACACACACACACACACACAAACACACACUGCCUUUUCAUGGAGUGAGAAGUGAGAUUUAAAGGAAAAGAGGUGUGGUUGCCUGGGAGACACAGCCCUCAAUGUUAUUCUGUCAUCAUUACUCCAUCGUUCCUUUUUCAUUUGAUUCAGUACUUUUAGUUUUUCUAUUAAAAAUAAAAACACAGGAGCUGUUCA